GGAGCAGGGAGAAGAACACAGGGCACACGCACUACACGCACGGCACGCAGAUACAUAUAGAGAGAGGUUAGCUAUAGCUUGCACAUCUAUUUAACUAACUAACUAACUGGCUAGCUAGCUCGAUCCGCAGAGCAAAGCGAAAGCAGCAAGAAGCAAAGCAAUGGAGAACCCUGCGAGUGUGCUAGUUCUACCAGCGCAGUUCACCAAACUCACCUUCGGAAACCUGUACAUCCGCCGGGCCGGGCCGGGCAGCAGGGAGAUAACCGAGGAGGGCAGGUGCGACCUGGACAAGAGAUACGUGAGUGACUUCCCCGUCUACGACGGCCGCGGCCCCGACGCCAGCCUUGUGGCCCGCGUGCAGGGGAUCACCAGCGAAAUCGGGAACGCGCACCAACUGUUCGUCGUUGUUUUCGACACCGACAGGCUCAAGGGCUCCACGCUCGUCACCAAUGGCGUGAUAACGGCCGGGUCUGACGAGUGGGCGAUCUACGGCGGAACCGGGGUGUUUGCCAUGGCGAGGGGCGUCAUAAGGAGAAGGUAUCUCGCCGACAGGGCCGGCGGGAACACUGAUGAGCUCAACAUGGAUGUCUUCUGCCGGCCGUUUGGCUCACAGUCAGAGCUGCAAGAUAAGAUGCAGGUGCAGGGGCAGGGCUCUAGCGUCACCAAGAUUGGACUAUGGGGUGGACCGGGAGGGUCGGCACAGGACAUCACGGCGGAGCGGCCGCCGCAGCGUCUGCACAGCGUCACCGUUCGUGCUGGCGUCGCCGUCGACUCCAUCGAGUUCACCUAUACUGACAGCGCUGGGCAGAGGCGCGCCGCUGGGCGAUGGGGUGGACUCGGGGGCAAUGUUCGAACGAUCGACCUUGGCGACGCCGAGGAUGUCAGGGAAGUCUCGGGAACAUACGGCGCAUUUGAAGGUGCCACUACGCUGACCUCGCUCAGGCUCGUCACCAGCAGCAGAACCUGGGGCCCCUGGGGUGUCGAGAACGGGACGCGUUUCUCCGUCACGGCGCCCAUCGGCAGCAGCAUCGUGGGAUUCUAUGCGCGGGCGGGAACCAGGCUCGUCGAUGCUAUCGGUGUUUACUUGCGUCAGAUUUAAUUCGAAUAAUAGCAGGGGAGCUACUGCUAGCUACGUACCUGCUCCAUCCUCCAUUAUCCUUUAUUUCAAUUCGCUCAUCAUCGUCGUGUGUAAAUUAAAUAAAUAAAGC
Molecule: messenger RNA, 1208 nt
Organism: Zea mays
Lineage: Eukaryota; Viridiplantae; Streptophyta; Magnoliopsida; Poales; Poaceae
Exons: 4
Coding region: 161-1099 (312 amino acids)
Molecular function (GO): carbohydrate binding
Source: RefSeq, marked validated